AUGGGUUCGAGCUCGUCUAAGCCUGAGGCGAGCCAAUCCUCACAUGUCUGGAAGGCAUCCUCGCCUAUAGGAAUCUCUCACGAUGUCGUCGAAACCCUCCAGUCGAGUAGCGAAACCGAUACCACGCGCGCGCAGACCCUAGAGCUAGCCGUCCAAGCGCGCGUAGCCUCGGAACUCAAGAAGCUCGAGGCGCAGGAGACAGCGGCCCUCAAAGCGGCGCAAGACAAGAUCGCGGAGCUCGCGGACAGCGGGGCCAGCGAGGACGACAAGCAGCUCAACCGGCAGGCCGUGUCAAAAGAAGUCGAGGCGCUACGGGCGCGCCUAGACAAGCGCAAGCAGCUGCGCCCGCUGCCGGAUACCGUAGAGCAGGCCCGCGGCAACGUCGUGCGCUGCCUGCUCGAGAACGACCGCCGUCCGCUGGAUUGCUGGCGCGAAGUAGAGGCUUUUAAGGAGGAGGUCCGGAGGCUGGAGAAGGGGUGGGUAGAUAAGGUCGUUUCAUAA
Molecule: messenger RNA, 501 nt
Organism: Daldinia childiae
Lineage: Eukaryota; Fungi; Ascomycota; Sordariomycetes; Xylariales; Hypoxylaceae
Product: MICOS complex subunit mic19
Exons: 3
Coding region: 1-501 (166 amino acids)
Source: RefSeq, a predicted model, not a curated record